CAAAAACAAAACACAGUCAGCGCGGAGCAGUGAUGUGAUGUGGUCGCAAUCGUGCUGAAAACCUGAAACGUAUACAAUUUUUUUUCGUAAAAUCGACUGAAAAAAAGUGCCAAUCCUAGGAUUAUUAUUCUUAAUCGCCUGAAAAGUGAUGUCAAUUAUCUGAAACGGAUUUAUUCAGCAAGCAUAAAAAUGCCUUCCCUUCUCGAAGCCCUCGAACAAAAAUACGGUGAAAGUUCGACCGAAUCUGAAGGUUCCGAUGACGAAGGCAUCUCGGUGGCCAUUUUCGUGCCUUGUAAAUCACCUCGAAGUAUCGUUCCUUCACUUCUUGUUUUAAACGAUUGCGAUAUUGCAACAGCUGGUGAAAAAGAAGCUUUGGUUGCGAAAUGUGCCUGUGUUGAAGAAUUAGAUCUUGCGAAAAACAAGCUCAAAGACUGGCCCGAGGUGUUUGGAAUUCUCCAACAAAUGCCGCGUCUGAAAUUCGUCAAUUUGAGUUUCAAUGAGCUGAAUACACCCCUGAAGAACGUGGAAGUCGACAGGAAUUUGCGUUGGCAACAGUUGAGGAAUUUAGUUUUGAAUUCCACGUUUAUUGAUUGGGAGAGUGUUUCACAAAUUCUCGACCAUUUGCCCGGUUUAGAAGAGUUACAUUUGAGUAUGAACGAUUAUAAUAAUGUGAAUUUAUGGGAAAGUUGUGAUUGUGGGCAAAUUGAUAAUAAAACAGCGGAAAAUGUGUGUUUUUGUCCGAAAAUCGACUAUCGAAAAAAGCACAAACAUGGUGGAAUACGUAAAUUGCAUUUUAAUGGAAAUCCAGUUGAUAAAUGGAGGGAAAUUUGUAAAUUGGGCUAUGCUUUUCCCAAUUUAGAAUCGCUUGUUUUGGCCGAUUGUCCAAUUGAAUCGCUUGAUAUUGAGAUUGAGAUUAAUGAUGAAAAAUGUAAUCGGAAUUAUGAACGUUCGGAAAGUGAAUGUGAAUCGGGGAAUACCAAAGAAUCGCCACAUGAUAGUUUCAGAGUUUUGAAAUUUUUAAAUUUGAAUUCGUCAAGACUUGCCACCUGGGAUGAUAUCGAGAAAUUGGCCAAAUUUCCGGCCCUUCAUUGCGUCAGAAUACAGGGUUGCCCCUUGUGGGAGAGCAACGAGUACACGGAGCACGAGCGCCGCCAACUCCUCAUCGCGCGCCUCCCCAACGUGGAGAUCCUCAAUGGGGGCGGUGUGAUCGGGGGCGACGAACGCGAAGAUGCCGAAAGAGCCUUCAUUCGCUACUACAUGGAAAAACCGGAAAGUGACCGCCCCGAAAGAUAUUUCGAAUUGGUUUCGAUUCACGGUAAAUUAGAUCCUUUAGUAAACGUCGAUUUAAGACCGGAGAAGAGAGUAAAAGUCACUUUUACUUGUGGUUCGAAUAGUGAAGUUCGAUCAGUGGAUGUUUAUCGAUCAGUGAGCGAUUUGAAAACGAAAUUGGAGGCUUUUGCGGGGUUUUCGGCGGCGAAAAUGAGGCUGUUUUAUGUUGACCAAGACUUGAGAGACAUUCAAGGACCUGAGGAAAUGAAAUAUCCCCAUAAACAACUCUACAGUUACAAUAUUCAAUCAGGAGAUGAGAUUAUUAUUGAUUGCAAGAAAAAAAUUAAUGAAAAGUAAAAAACUAAUAAAUAAUUAGCAGCUGUAGUUUAGUUAAGAUUUGUGAUAUUUGCUGUGUUUUACAGCAAAAAUAAUGUGAAAAUAAAACUGCCAUGUAGUUUUUAGUUUUCUCAUUUAAAUUCGUACUAAAACUGGUGUGUGGUAAAUAUUGUAUUAACAAUAAAGCUCUUGAGUAAAAUUAA
This is a messenger RNA of Tribolium madens (black flour beetle), 1808 nucleotides long. It is a transcript of the gene mlt, whose product is annotated as tubulin-specific chaperone cofactor E-like protein. Lineage: Eukaryota; Metazoa; Arthropoda; Insecta; Coleoptera; Tenebrionidae. The transcript has 6 exons. Bases 190 to 1626 code for a protein of 478 amino acids. Gene Ontology annotation, biological process: protein folding. Gene Ontology annotation, molecular function: alpha-tubulin binding. The record is from RefSeq and is a predicted model, not a curated record.